This is a messenger RNA of Geodia barretti, 1008 nucleotides long. The record is from the annotation of a GenBank genome assembly. NCBI's taxonomy places the organism in Eukaryota, Metazoa, Porifera, Demospongiae, Tetractinellida, Geodiidae.
UAGCUCAAAAGUAGAGCAACCGAGGCUAAAAGCUUCAUAUACCGCAAAAGCAACAACCAAGGCUAAAAGCUUCACAUCAAUCGUCUAGCUAUUCUCCUAGAGCUCACCAGCAGCAAUGGAAUAUCUCGGUAGAGCUGCUGUUCCCUCACAGAAACUGAUGGUGGUUCUGUCAGUCAUUCUUCUCCUUCUCAUAGGAGCUACCAAUGCAACUGAGAGUAUACAUAUCCGUGGCAAGAGGAUCCCAGGACAUCGACCAGAUACUACCCCUCAACCUGCUAAAGCCAGGGAUUCUUGUUACUCCAAUUCUUCGAAUGGCAGUCUGCCUACUGCACACAUAAAGGGCAGUGGAAUUCUGUGGGCCAAGGAGGGCGACAAGUACGUUCCACUGUGGACCUGCAACAGUUCGACUCUCGGGAACGCCCAUGUGGCCGGCGGGAUGUGGUUCGACCAGGCCGACAACUCCCUCCACGUCCCCGUGUGCGGCUGGUAUUACGUCACAAGUCAGGUCUCGUUCCAGAGCAACAGCGAGAAAGCACAGCAGUACACACACACCCUCAGGGUGGACAGGAACUGCAACAAUUCCUCCACCUAUUCCUCCACCUAUUCCCACACUACUUUCACCCUAAUCGGAAGCCUCGAACCGGACACCUCUGGCAGGGCCUCUACAGUCGUAUCGGACAUGGUCAAGAUCUGUAGGGGAGGAAGGAUCUACGUGAGCAUCCCGGCGACCAACAACGCAUGCUGUCCUUACGGUGACGAAUCUGCCACAAGUAUCACUGCCUAUCUUGUCCGUGAAAGUGACUGCUCUUGGCCGGUGACUUCUUGGUCUUUCCCAGCAGAGUAAUGGCAGACGACCUCACUCUGAAACACAGCGAGAAAAGACUCUCAGACUAACUCUUAGCUAGCUUUUGGCAAAUGUUUGGCAAUUUGUAAUACUGUACUCUAGUAUAAUGAAAUUUUGUUUGUUAAUAGAAAUGAUCCUCUUUCUAUAAUAGCACAAUAUUCCAU